Messenger RNA from Lingula anatina, 2002 nucleotides. Its product is annotated as cytochrome P450 2D14-like. The record is from RefSeq and is a predicted model, not a curated record. NCBI's taxonomy places the organism in Eukaryota, Metazoa, Brachiopoda, Lingulata, Lingulida, Lingulidae. Gene Ontology annotation, molecular function: iron ion binding; oxidoreductase activity, acting on paired donors, with incorporation or reduction of molecular oxygen, reduced flavin or flavoprotein as one donor, and incorporation of one atom of oxygen; heme binding. Gene Ontology annotation, cellular component: cytoplasm; intracellular membrane-bounded organelle. Gene Ontology annotation, biological process: xenobiotic metabolic process.
CUCAAAAAUACUUGAGAGGUUGCUGUAACGGUAGAAUUCAAAAUGACCAACGUCGUCCAGAGUUUCUCUGAGUUUUUUACAACCCUUGGUUUGCCGACAGUUUUGAUAUUCGUGGUAGUGUUGUUGUUAAGUCUGUGGAUUCUGUCGUCCAGCAAUUCUCGGGUGAACUGGCCGCCCGGACCUGUCUGUUUCCCCGUGGUGGGAUGUCUCCCUCAGCUGAUGAUCAGCGGUAGAAGACGACAACCGACAGAUCUUCUUCCAUGGUAUGAUACAUACGGAGAUAUCAUGCACAUCAAACUUGGUGAACAACACAUUAUAAUGCUUGGGACUUAUGAGCUGAUUGAAGAGGCUUUCGUGAAGAAUGCAGCUACAGUCAGUGCUAGGCCCACUUGGUUAUAUCUUAUAAGACGAGUAGUCGGAAAAGACGGUGCUGGGGUUAUCUUGAAAAAUGGACACGCAUGGAAGGAGCUGAGGCGAUUCACACUCUCGUCUCUUCGAGAUUUCGGCCUUGGGAGAAAAAGUUUACAAGAAAAAAUUCAGGAUGAGGCCAGAUAUUUGGUGCAAAACAUUGAAGAUGAAAAUGGAAAGGCUUUCUCUCCAAGGGAUAGGGUUGGAAAAGCUGUCAACAACAUUAUUUCUAUCGUAGUGUUUGGAGCUAGAUAUGACUAUGAAGACACCCCAAAGAUGUUGUCAGUUUUGGAGGAAUCCAUGAGAAUGAACAAAGGAGGACCACUAUCCUUUACCAACUUGGCGCGCUUCCUUUUUCCGAAAAAGAAAUUCGUCCUCGUGGAUAAAUUCUAUAGUUUGAUAAGACAGGAAGUAGAACGACACCGCCAGUCCUUUGAUCCAACUGACAUCCGGGACUUCAUUGACCUCUAUAUAAAGGUCACUCAAGAGAGACUAGAUCCAGAAAUUUUCACAGAAUGGAACGUGUUCCGCAUCAUAAUUGAUCUAUAUUCGGCAGGAACGGACACAACAGCUAAUACUUUGAGAUGGUCCCUGGUUCAUAUGGUAAAUCACCCGAAUGUACAGAAGAGGGUUCAGCAGGAAAUUGAUCAGGUCAUAGGUCAAGGUCGUGUCGCCAAGAUGGAGGACAAGGCCAGGAUGCCAUUCACUGAAGCAACCAUCUUGGAGGUCUUUCGCAUGUCUACUGUUGUUCCCAUGGGUGGUCCCCAUGCCACCAGUGAAACUACAACUUUGGCCGGAUACACCAUUCCCAAGGACACCAUAAUACUGGGAGAUUUGUACCGGGUUCUUCACGAUAAGAAUAACUUCGAGGAUCCUUACAACUUCAAACCAGAAAGAUGGCUUGAUUGCGAUGGUAAAGUGAUCAAGUCGGACAAAAUGAUACCAUUUUCCAUAGGGCCUCGUGUUUGUCUUGGUAAGGGACUGGCUGAAAUGGAAUCGUUCAUUUUCUUCACCACGUUGCUUCAGAACUUCAUCUUCAAGGUACCGGAGGGGGAGAACCCGCCCAGUGGAGUGGAGGGUCUAAACACUAUCACUUUCACGCCACACGAUUACAAUGUGUGCGCAGUUAGGCGCUAGAAUUUAAUGUAAUAGAGCAAUUGCAUGUACAUGUACAUAUUAAUAAUAAUAUGUAAUAGUGCAUUGUACCUUUGUAUAAGUAACUAUAGUAUGUAAAUAGACGUAAUGAUUUCGUAUAGGUGGUGUUAGCGCUCUUUUUGUGCCACGUGAAUCUAUACUAAAAAGAUACAUCAGUGAUCGGGAGAGAUGCAUCAGUGAUCGGACGUGAAGAAAGUACUAUAUUCUAUGUAGUAAGAUCUGUUGGAAUAAAGUCUUUUAAAAGGACAAUACAUUUGUUGUCGUGCCACGGUUGCACAUAUACACGGAUUGAAACGAUAAACUGUUUCCUAGUUUAUACAGGAUUUUCCCCCACAGCUCACUUCCUAUAUACAAUAUUGGUCAAAAAGAUUGUCUCACUCCAGUUCCAUGUGCUUUUAUUUACAAAUGAUCACCUCACAGGUGUACAUUGUUAUAAACA